CAAAAUUGUUAUCAAUAAUGUUUCACUUUAAAAUACAAGAAAUAGAGAGUGAACUCUCUUUGAAAUAAAAUGGAAAAGAAACAUAACAUAGAUGAGUUCAAAGGCAAAACAAGAUUACCCAAUUUUGCAACUCCAAAAAAAUAUGAACUUCACUUAACACCUGAUUUUUCAACAUGCAAAUUUUCAGGCAUAGUGCAAAUCAACCUCUCCAUCAAUGAGAAAACAAAGUUUCUUGUCUUAAACUCCUUGGAACUUGUUAUUCAAGAUACUUGGUUCACCAACUCUUAUGGCAAGUAUACUCCAUGUGAUGUUGUUGUGGAUGAUGAGGAUGAUUUACUUGUACUUGUGUUUGAUGAAACAAUUUGUGUUGGAGAAGGAGUUUUGGUGGUUGAGUUUUCGGGUGUCCUCAAUGAGCAUCUUAGAGGAUUCUAUAGAUGUACUUAUCUUGAUGGAGAAGUAAAGAAAAAUAUGGCAGCAACACAGUUUGAGGCAGUAGAUGCAAGAAGGUGUUUUCCAUGCUAUGAUGAACCUGCUCUUAAGGCAACUUUCAAGGUAACAGUUACUGUGCCAUCGGAGUUAACAGCGUUAUCUAAUAUGCCGGUUGAAAAUGAAAAGCUAGAUGGUGAGUUAAAGACUGUUUAUUUUGAGGAAUCUCCUCUCAUGUCAACUUACUUGGUGGCUGUUGUUGUCGGCUUAUUUGACCAUAUCGAGGAUACAACUACUACUGGGGUUGUGGUUGGUGUAUAUUGUCCGGUUGGAAAGAGCGAUCAAGGGAAGCUUGCAUUGGAGAUAGCUGUGAAGUCACUAGAAAUAUACACCAAGUACUUCUCAGUGCCUUAUCCACUUCCCAAGCUGGACCUAGUUGCAGUUCCCGAGUUUUCUGCAGGAGCCAUGGAAAAUUAUGGUUUAAUCAUAUAUAGAGAAAGUGAUCUCCUUUACCAUGACUUGCACUCUCCACCUUCUAAGAAGCAAAGAAUAACAAUUGUGGCAGCACAUGAAGUAGCUCAUCAAUGGUUUGGAAAUUUGGUAACUAUGGAAUGGUGGACUCACUUAUGGCUCAAUGAAGGUUUCGCAACAUGGAUAAGUUUUAUGGUCACCAACAUCUUAUAUCCAGAAUGGAAUAUUUGGAGUCAGUUUCUUUUCGAAACUUCUAAUGGUUUACAAAUGGAUGCCCUGGAAAAAUCACAUCCAAUUGAGGUAGAAAUACAUCAUGCACGCUCGGUUAUCGAAAUUUUUGAUGCUAUAAGCUAUGAGAAAGGAUCUUCUGUAAUUAGAAUGUUGCAGGGUUACCUUGGAGAUGUUACAUUUCAGAAAUCGUUAAGCACGUAUAUAACAAGAUAUCAAGCCAAAAAUGCGAGAACAGAAGAUCUAUGGAAUGUUCUUUCAGAGGUAUCUGGUGAACCGGUGAACUUAAUGAUGAACGCUUGGACAAAGAGCACAGGAUAUCCAGUUAUCCGUGUUCAAUUAACCAAUAACAUUUUGGAAUUCAAACAGUCGCGAUUCCUUUUAUCUGGUCUUCAAGUCGAUGGACAGUGGAUUGUUCCGAUAACGUUAUGUGUUGGUUCAUAUGAAAGACAGAAAAAAUUUCUUUUGGAGAAAAGCGACGGAAGAGUGGAUAUAUCUGAACUGGUUCAAGAUAUUGGCGAUGAGGAUAGUCAAGAAAAUCUAUGGAUCAAAGUUAAUGUUGAUCAGAGUGGUUUUUAUAGGGUAAAUUAUGAAGACAAGCUCGCAAUUCGAUUGAGGAAAGCCUUACAAAACAACUACCUGCUUCCUACUGAUAAAUUCGGCAUUUUGGACGAUGGAAACGCGCUAUGUCAGGCUUGUGGACAAUCACUGUCAUCUUUGCUUAUGUUAGUGGAUGCUUAUCGAAAAGAGUUAGAUUAUGUUAUUGUAUCGAGACUGAUCGAAGUUUGCUAUGAUGUUCUGAAUAUCGCCAUUGAUGCCAUUCCAGAUUCGGUGAAUGAAUUGAAGCAAUAUUUUAUCAACCUUCUCAUCUAUUCUGCAGAACAGUUAGGUUGGGAUUCUAUAUCCGGAGAAGACCAUUCUAAUUCACUUUUGAGGGGAGAAGUUAUUAAGGCCUUGGCUACCUUUGAUCACGAUAAAACUCAACAAGAAGCACUACGCCGUUUUCAGAUUUUGUUGAACGACAGAAACACUUCUCUGCUUUCAGCCAACACCAGAAAGCCUGCUUAUGUAGCUGUAAUGAGAAGUACUUCUGAUGAAAGUAGGACUUCAUUUGAGUCCCUAUGGAGUUUCUAUCAAAGCAACGAUGUUUUGCAAGAAAGGGACGAUAUAUUGCGUUGUAUUGCAUCAAGUGCAGACCCAAAUGUUGUUCUAGAGGCUCUGAAUCUUUUGUUGUCUGAUGAGAUUCCAGAUCAAGAUAUCAUUUACGUACUAGGAGGAAUAAGCUUAGAAGGCAGUGGAAUUGCAGUGAGAUGGUUGAAGGAUAAUUGGGAAAGAAUCUUGGUAAAAUAUGGUGCUGGACUCUUACUCACCAACUUUAUGAGCCAAAUAGUUCCAUUGGUUAACAACAAUGAGGACGCAGAUGACCUAGAAGCUUUUUUUGGCAGCCGUGUGAACCCUUCCAUCACUCUGAACUUGAACUUAAGCAUUGAGAAGAUCCGUAUCAAAGCAAGGUGGAUUGAGAGUGUUAAGCAAGAGCAUUCUCUGCCCGACUUAAUCAAACAAUUGAGUCAGAGGAAAUGAUAGUCUUGACAAUUGGUAAAUAACAAAUCCAAUAAGCAUUAUGUUUGCUCUAGCAAUAAACUAAGACAUUCCAAAUUCUUGUGUCUAGUAUGUCAAUAAUUUGGGUAAGAACAAAGUUGUUAAACUACUAGAGCUUAAAGUUUGUAUCUAUGAAACACUGACAUGAAACAUGUAUCAGACUUGGACACCAACAUGCUUCCGUGCCAGUGCUACCUAGGUUUGUAUCUUCCUCAUUUGUAUGAACUUUAAACUAUGUACUUGUUGUUUGUAAAAUGCCAAGCCUUUAGCAACAGACUCUUGGCUAUCUUAAUAAUGCAGCAUUCUUUCUAGGUCUUAUUUUUCUUCCUUCUAAUUCUCUGCACAAGUUCUCUCUCCGUGCCUAUAGCGACAAUGAUUGGGCAAAUGAUUUGGACAAUAAAAGGUCCACUUAUAACUUAUGUAUUUUCUUUGGACCAAACAUGGUCUCUUGGAGCUCUAAAAAGUAAUCCCUCGUGGCCAAGUCAAGUGCAGAGGCGGAAUACCGCUCGUUGGCUCAUAGCACUUUAGAGCUCCCUUGGCUUGAAUCACUUCAAAUUAAACUUUGUGUUCGUUUUCUUCCUCCCACAUUGUUAUAUGAUUAUCUAAGUGAUGUUCAUCUCUCCCACAUUUUGGUCCUUCAUGCACGUACAAAACAUGUGGAGUUGGACCUCCACUGUGUACGAGAACAAACACGCGGUCUCCAAGAAACUUGUCAUCCAACAUGUUUCGACAG
Vicia villosa (hairy vetch) is the source of this 3457-nucleotide messenger RNA. Its product is annotated as aminopeptidase M1-like. Gene Ontology annotation, cellular component: cytoplasm. Gene Ontology annotation, biological process: peptide catabolic process; proteolysis. The record is from RefSeq and is a predicted model, not a curated record. Lineage: Eukaryota; Viridiplantae; Streptophyta; Magnoliopsida; Fabales; Fabaceae. Gene Ontology annotation, molecular function: metalloaminopeptidase activity; zinc ion binding; peptide binding. The transcript is spliced from 19 exons. The coding region runs from base 70 to 2706 and encodes 878 amino acids.